CACAGCUGCACCGCCUGGAGCAAGGCCAGGAGCUGGGUGUCCCUGGACGCACUGGGGGACCCCACUGGGGCGGGCACAGCCGGGGGUCCAGGCGGAGGGCCCGGGGGCGGGGCUCUGGGAGGAGCUGACCCGGCCCCUCCUCCCUCCGGCAGCCCCACCGCCGCGCUGGGCCCGGGGACACUGGCUCUGAGCAGGGGACGCACUGGCCCAGCCGCUCCAGGUCGCCAUGGACACUGAAGGCCUGCCGCUCCUGCUGCCCCCCGGCACGCUGGCAGCCCUGGCUGACAGCUGGCUCCGAGAGGACUGCCCAGGCCUCAACUUCACAGCCCUGGCCACCGGAGCGGGCCCCUCACAGGCCGCACUGUGGGCCAAAUCCCCUGGAAUCCUGGCUGGACGCCCUUUCUUCGAUGCCAUCUUUGCCCAGCUCGACUGCCGGGUCUCCUGGUUCCUCCCCGAGGGAUCGAAGCUGGUACCUGUGGUCAGGGUGGCGGAGGUCCGGGGCCCUGCCCACCGCCUGCUGCUGGGGGAGCGGGUGGCCCUGAACACGCUGGCCCGCUGCAGUGGCAUUGCCAGCGCUGCUGCCGCAGCUGUGGAGCUCGCCAAGGCCGCUGGCUGGGCCGGGCACGUGGCCGGCACGAGGAAGACCACGCCGGGCUUCCGGCUGGUGGAGAAGUACGGGCUGCUGGUGGGCGGAGCCGCCUGCCACCGGUACGACCUGGGCGGGCUGGUGAUGGUGAAGGACAACCACGUCGUGGCAGCCGGCUGUGUGGACAAGGCCGUGCGGGGCGCCCGGCUGGCAGCCGGCUUCGAGCUGAAGGUGGAGGUGGAGUGCGGCAGCCUGCGGGAGGCGGUCCAGGCGGCCCGCGCUGGUGCUGACCUGGUCAUGCUGGACAACUUCAAGCCUGAGGAGCUGCACCCCACAGCCGCGGCGCUGAAGGCCCAGUUCCCCCGGGUGGCUGUGGAAGCCAGUGGGGGCGUCACCCUGGACAACCUCGCCCAGUUCUGCGGGCCCCACGUCGAUGUCAUCUCUUUGGGGAUGCUGACCCAGGCGGCCCCGGCCCUGGAUUUCUCCCUCAAGCUGUUUGUUGAGGAGGCCGUCACGCCCCGAUUAUAGGCUGAAGAGGAUGGCACGGCUGUGGGUUGACUUGCUCGUGGGGACCCUCGGUCACACAUCUUUAGUUAGGUGGUAAACAAGACCCGCCCAGGGUUGGCCCGGGCUCGGCUCCGCCCCGCCGCCUAGUGCUGUGGGCCUUGCUAGGGUGCAUUCACCGCUGUUCGCCUCAGUUUCCUGAUCAGAAAAUGAGUCUAAUAAAUGAUCAAAUGAUCGGC
Molecule: messenger RNA, 1329 nt
Organism: Chinchilla lanigera (long-tailed chinchilla)
Lineage: Eukaryota; Metazoa; Chordata; Mammalia; Rodentia; Chinchillidae
Gene: Qprt
Product: quinolinate phosphoribosyltransferase
Exons: 4
Coding region: 227-1114 (295 amino acids)
Biological process (GO): NAD+ biosynthetic process; quinolinate catabolic process
Cellular component (GO): cytoplasm
Molecular function (GO): nicotinate-nucleotide diphosphorylase (carboxylating) activity
Source: RefSeq, a predicted model, not a curated record